CCGGAAGUCGUCAGAAGUCGACGCUGUUCACGUUCUCUCACAGCGCGAAAACGUUCAGGUCUGCUGCAACGCUGCAACACAACAGCACUCAGAAAGCAAACAUGUCAAAGAUAGACAAGAUGAGCAUCUUAGGGGUGAGGAGUUUUGGGAUAGAGGAUAAAGACAAACAAGUCAUUACUUUCUUCACUCCACUGACUGUGCUAGUUGGACCCAAUGGAGCAGGGAAAACGACUAUUAUUGAGUGCCUUAAGUAUGCAACAGCAGGAGAGCUUCCGCCUGGAUCUAAAGGAGGGGCAUUUGUUCAUGAUCCAAAGGACGCCCAUGAGACAGACGUGCGAGCACAGAUCCGACUGUUAUUCUCAGACGUCAACGGAGAGAAAGUGACUAUCCAUCGCUCCAUGUCCUGCACUCAGAAGGCGAAGAACUACUCCUUCAAAAGCUUGGAGCAAGUCAUUACCCGAAUAAAAGACGGUGAGAAGGUGAGCUUGUCAUCAAAGUGUGGCGAACUGGAUCGGGAGAUGAUUUCUUCACUGGGAGUGUCGAAGGCUGUGCUGAAUAAUGUCAUCUUUUGUCACCAAGAAGAGUCCAACUGGCCACUUUGUGAGGGCAAAGCACUCAAAGACAAGUUUGACUCCAUCUUCGCUGCAACCAAGUACAUCAAAGCUCUGGAAACGAUGCGUCAGUUGCGUCUCAAACAGAGUCACACAGUGAAGGAGUGUCAGGUGGAGCUGCGCUACCUGAAGCAGAACAAGGAGAAAGCCCAGCAGAUUAAAGAGACUGUGGAUACCAAAGAGGCUCAGCUGGUAGCCUCUAAAGACAACAUCCAGCAAGUAGAGAGCCAGAUUGAUCCACUGGAGAAUCGACUGACGGAUAUUGACACGAAACUGGGGAAAGUGAUGAAGCUGGACAACGACAUCAAGGCUUUAGACAGCAGGAAGAAACAGAUGGAGGAGGACAACAAGGAGCUGGAGGAAACUAUGGAACAGGUUUUCCAGGGUUCAGAUGAGCAGCUGCAGGAGAUUUACCAGAACCACCAGAGGACGGUGAGGGAGAAGGAGCGCAGGCUGACAGAUUGCCAGAAGGAGCUGGAGAGAGCUGGGCGAGAGUGUCAGAGACUCAACAGGAUCAAGGCCGACCUCCUGGUAGAACAAGGUCGUCUACAACUAGAGGCUGACCGCCACACUCAAAACAUCAAGAACCGAGACACUCAGGUUCGCUCUUUGUCGUCCUCUCUGGAGAUGGAGGGUUACGACAGACCUCCCUUCAGCAGUCUUCAACUUGAAAGCUUUAAUCGUCAAGUCACACAGAGACUGGAUCAGGAGAAAGAGACGGCCAAUCAGGUUAUGGCUGACCUGCAGGAAAAGGAUCAGCAGAAGCAGCAGUCCAUUGAUGAAAUGAGAGAUAAGAAGACCGGCCUGGAGAGAACGGUGGAGUUGAAGAGAGACAUGCAGGGAAAGAAGCAACAAGAAAUGAGGAACGUCCGGACAGAGCUGCUGAAGCUCGAGGGUUCGUCCAGCCGGCUGCAAGAACUGGAGAAUGAACUGGCUAAAGUGGAGCGCGAGCUGCAGAGCGUGGUUCAGAGCUCCAACGUGGAGGAGCUGAAGGCCGAGGUGCUGGAGCUCCAGGGAGAGAAGGCUGAACUCGACCGCUUACAGAGACAACUCGACCAAGAGAUGGGGAUGCUCAACACACACACCACCGCUCGCACACAGAUGGACAUGCUAAAAAAGGACAAGACAGAGAAGGACGAGCAGGUUCGUAAGAUCAAGUCUCGUCACAAUGAGGAACUGGUGUCGUUGCUCGGCCACUUUCCCAACAAGAGAGAGCUGGAGGACUGGAUCUAUUCCAAGUCGAAGGAAAUCAACAGCACCAGGGACCGACUUGCCAAAUUCAAUAAGGACCUGGCUUCAAAUGAGCAGAACAAAAGCCACAUCGCUGCUGAGGUACGGAAGAAGGAGCAGCAGUUGGCCAACGACGAAGAGAAGUUUUUCAAUGUGUGUGGCAGUCAAGAUCUGGAGCAGGACCUGGGCAAACUGCGAGAAGAUCUGGAAAAGAUCUCCAAACAAAGAGCAAUGCUAUCCGGAGCAACAGCGGUGUACACCCAGUUCAUCAGCCAGCUGACGGAGGAGAGAGAGCCCUGCUGCCCCGUGUGCCAGCGGACGUUCCCUUCAGACUCUGAUCUGCAGGAAGUCAUCAGCGACAUGCAGUCCAAGCUGCGCCUGGUGCCAGACAAGCUGAAGAACACAGAGACGGAUCUGAAGAGGAAGGAGAGGAAGAGGGAGGAGAUGAUGGCACUCAGACCUGUCAGGCAGUCCAUUGUGCAGUUUCAGGAAAAGGAGCUGCCUGAGUUGAGAAACCGCCUGCAGACUGUGAAUAGAGAAAUCGAGCGGCUGAAGGGGGACGUGGAGGAGCAGGAGACUCUGCUGGGUGUCCUCAUGUCAGAGGAGGAAACCGCCAAGGCCUGCCUGCAGGACAUCUCUCUGAUGGACAGAUACCUGAUGGACCUUAAAGAGUUGGAGAGGAAAAUCGCUCAGCAGGCAGCCAAACUCCAGGGAGUAGACCUGACCAGAACCAUCCAGCAAGUCAGUCAGGAGAAACAAGAAACUCAGCACAAGCUGGACACAACUUCCAGCAAGAUGGAGCUGAAACGCAAGCUGAUCCAGGACCAGCAGGAUCAGAUUCAGAUGCUGAGAAGUUCGGCGAACGAGACGAGGGCAGAGAAGCUCCAGCUGAGCAGUGACAUGCAGAAACAGCAGCAGCUGGAGGAGCAGUGUGUCGAGUGCACCACGGAAAUACAGACCCUCACCCGGGACAUCAGGGAAGCGAAGGAGCAGCUGUCCCCUCUGUCUGCGUCUCUGGAGAAGCUGCAGCAGGAGAAGCAGGAGCUGGUGGAGCGCAGGAGGCAGAGGCAGGAGGAGGGGCAGGAGAAGAUCAAUGCCAUUAAAGAAAAGGUGAAGUCAAUCGGCAACUUGGAAAAAGACAUCAAGAAAUAUGUCGAAGGCGGCAAACACGAAUACAAAGAGCAAAAAGAGUCUGAGCUUCAAGAAACCAACACUCAGCUCCACGAGGCUGAGAAGAAUAAAGACAAGAUCAACAAGGAGAUGGGAAACAUCCGCCAGGACAUUGACACUCAAAAGGUCCAGGAGCGCUGGUUGCAGGACAACCUGACGUUGAGGAAACGUGUCGAGGAGUUAAAGGAGGUUGUGGCUAGACGUGAGGUUCUUCUGAAAGACAUGGGCAACAUGAAAGUCCAGCAGCUACGCCAAGAACGACGUGAUGCCGACCGCAAGUUGGAAGAGUUGAAGAAGAACCGCAGUAUUGCAAUGGGUCGUCAAAAAGGCUUUGAGGAGGAGAUACUGCAUUACAGGAAAGAGCUUCGAGAAGAUCAGUAUAACAAAGCUGAUGAGCGCUACAAGAACAAGAUGAUCACAAUGAGGACAACCGAGCUGGUUAUUAAAGAUCUGGAUCUCUACUAUAAGGCCCUGGAUCAAACCAUCAUGAAAUUCCACAGCAUGAAGAUGGAUGAGAUCAACAAGAUCAUCAGAGACCUUUGGCGCAGCACCUACAGGGGUCAAGACAUUGAGUACGUGGAGAUCCGCUCUGAUGUGGACGAAAACUCGUCUGCUGGAGUGCGGCGGAGGGUUUACAACUACAGAGUGGUCAUGGUGAAAGGAGACACCGCUCUGGACAUGAGGGGGCGCUGCAGUGCCGGGCAGAAGGUGUUGGCGUCCCUGAUCAUCCGUCUCGCUCUGGCAGAGACCUUCUGUCUGAACUGUGGGAUCCUGGCCCUGGACGAGCCCACCACCAACCUGGACCGAGACAACAUCGAGUCUCUGGCACACGCCCUCGUAGAGAUCAUUAAGAGUCGCUCUCGCCAGCGUAACUUCCAGCUGCUCAUCAUCACCCACGACGAGGACUUUGUGGAGCUGCUGGGCCGCUCCAGCUACAUCGAGCACUUCUACCGCAUCCGUAAGAACCAGGACCAGAACUCUGAGAUCACAAAGUGCAGCAUCACCUCCCUCUCUACCUAUCUCCACUGAGCAGACCAAAGACUCUUCCUUGGAAAUGCACAGUACACCUCGAUGUUCUUGUUUUCAUUUCAGUUGGGCAAAUUCAGCGUUGAUUUAGUUGAAAAAAGGGAACGAGUUAAUUGAUCUUAACCCGCCGAAGACACUGACUGGCAAAUAUCCAUGAUUCAAAAUAUUGUGUUGAUAAUGUGCCUUUAAAAGGUCACUGUUUCAUAACAGAACAUGCUUAUGCUUUAUGUAAUGCUUUAUUAAAUCCUCCAUUCCAGUAAGAAAUGGCCAGAUAAAGUACACUAAAAGAUCAAAGUUCUGAUUCUAAUCUAAAGCAGGAACAGCUUCCGUGUUAAGCAUCAUGAAGUUUGCAUGGUCUUGGCAUUGUGUCUUUAAAACGUUUCCUUAGCCAUCUGUUGUCCAUGUAUCUGUUCUGCUUAAACAUUUGGAAAGUUCACAGUUAUGUUUUCCUCUCAUUACGUUCUGUCAUUAAAUCUUGGAAUGGUUUGCUAUUCA
This is a messenger RNA of Gymnodraco acuticeps, 4532 nucleotides long. It is a transcript of the gene rad50, whose product is annotated as RAD50 homolog, double strand break repair protein. Bases 102 to 4040 code for a protein of 1312 amino acids. Lineage: Eukaryota; Metazoa; Chordata; Actinopteri; Perciformes; Bathydraconidae. Gene Ontology annotation, molecular function: single-stranded telomeric DNA binding; ATP hydrolysis activity; G-quadruplex DNA binding. Gene Ontology annotation, biological process: telomere maintenance via telomerase; double-strand break repair; chromosome organization involved in meiotic cell cycle. Gene Ontology annotation, cellular component: nucleus; Mre11 complex; condensed nuclear chromosome. The record is from RefSeq and is a predicted model, not a curated record. The transcript is spliced from 28 exons.